This is a messenger RNA of Meloidogyne enterolobii, 272 nucleotides long. The record is from the annotation of a GenBank genome assembly. NCBI's taxonomy places the organism in Eukaryota, Metazoa, Nematoda, Chromadorea, Rhabditida, Meloidogynidae.
UUUUUUACCUUAAUUUUUGGCUUUAUAUUGAUUUCUAAUUUUGUUUUUAGAGAAUAACUAAAACAUACAAAAUGGCUAACGAGUUUUACUAUUCGAGCAAGUACGAGGACGAUGAAUUCGAAUAUCGACAUGUACACGUGACUAAAGAGGUUGCUAAGUUGGUUCCACACAAUCGUCUUAUGUCUGAAUCGGAGUGGCGUAGUAUUGGAAUUCAGCAAAGUCCAGGUUGGAUUCAUUACAUGAUUUGGCCAGCGGAGCGUCAUAUAUUGUGA